UGUUACAUUCAAAUUUUGUACAACUUUUAAGAUUUCUGUGAGUCAUAAAUUUUAUUCGGCCAAGGCGAUCUACGGAUCUACGAUCUACGGCGAUCUGCAGUGCAUUGAACAAACCGCCAUGUUUCCAAACAAUUUUUACAAGAUGAAGAACUUUGCCAAUCCGAAAACAAUGUUCAAGAGCAAUGCCAACAACGAUGAUAUGCCCCCACAGGCCACCCAGACCGUAGCAGCUCCCACUGAGGUUACCAAUGCGGCUGCAGUUACUCAGCCGGCAGCUCAGCCCAUGAAGCCUCAGAACUCGAAGAACGCCCCAAAGAAGACCCCACCUGUAGAGCCCCCGAAGCAAGGGAAGAAUAAGAACAAGAAGGCUAAGAAGACUCAGAAGGAUAAACCUCGUUCUUCUAGUCAGGCGAGCAGCAAGAAUGUAAGUCAGAAGGGGUCCAAGGAGGAAGUAGCUGAGACUGAAAAGUCCAAGGGAAGUGAGGUGCUGCAAAAAGGAAAGGGUCAAGAAAAUGAAAAGGUCCAGGAGAAAGUUAAGGAAAAGGUUCAGGAGAAAGAAAAAAAUACAGACCAAAAGACAGUACAGGAGGUGCUCAAGAAGGUUUCAGAUAUAACUAUUCAGGAGGAGAUGUUGCCCGAGAAGAUGACGGAGAUUAAUCCGGAGGAGGUGCCGGAUAAGAUGACUUUAGAACAAAAAUUGCUAGAGAAGAUUGAGAAAAAGCUUAAAGAGCAGCAGGCUCUCGAUGAGAUGUUAGAGCCGAAUCUUUACCAAACCACAUACGAUGCAGUCGAACCCAUUUAUGUCGAAGACGAAGUUAAGCCGGAGGAGUCCAAUUCAGUAGAGACUGCGCCAGCAAGUGAAGUCAGUGAGGAGGAUGAGGGACCGCAACACCCCCUCAACAGCCGCUGGACUCUUUGGUAUCUGGAGAACGAUCGCACCAAGAGCUGGGAGGAAAUGCUGCAUGAGGUCACCACCUUUGAUACUGUGGAGAACUUCUGGAGCCUGAUGACUCACAUCAAGCCACCUUCGGAACUGAAAAUAGGCAGCGACUACUGCCUCUUUAAGAAGGGCAUUCGACCGAUGUGGGAGGAUCAGGCCAAUGUCCGCGGAGGACGAUGGGUCAUCAGCUUGACCAAGAACACCAAGACGGAACUGGACACCUUUUGGAUGGACUCAAUGCUCUGUCUGAUCGGUGAGGACGGCGACUUCGCAGAGGAACUGUGCGGCGCGGUAGUUAAUAUCCGUGGGAAGUCCAACAAGAUCUCCAUUUGGACCGCGGACGGGGCAAAGGAGGGAGCUGUCUUGGAAAUCGGACGCAAAUUGCGCGAGGGUCUGCAUAUGGAUAGUACUUAUGUUCUGCAGUAUCAGCUGCACAAGGACACCAUGGUUAAGCAGGGAUCCACCGCCAAGUCAAUAUAUAUCCUAUAACAGCUCAUCGACCAUAAACACCAAACUGAUCGGCGCAGGCCUCGGACACCUGCCCCUUUUAGUUAUUUUCGGUAUUUUUUCACAACUAGAAACCAUUAGAUGAUGACCAACAAUUCGACUAUUCCCCAUCCACUAUGAAUCGUUCUAACGUCGAUCGGAUGCCAAAUCCCCAGUGAAGUCUUCCUUGAACAUGUUCUACAUGUAAAUUUUAACGUUGCUCUUGCGAAGCGAACAAAUAUAUAUAAUAUAACCCGUGUU
Drosophila eugracilis is the source of this 1687-nucleotide messenger RNA. It is a transcript of the gene eIF4E7, whose product is annotated as eukaryotic translation initiation factor NCBP. Gene Ontology annotation, biological process: translational initiation. Bases 119 to 1429 code for a protein of 436 amino acids. Gene Ontology annotation, cellular component: cytoplasm; eukaryotic translation initiation factor 4F complex. The record is from RefSeq and is a predicted model, not a curated record. The transcript is spliced from 2 exons. NCBI's taxonomy places the organism in Eukaryota, Metazoa, Arthropoda, Insecta, Diptera, Drosophilidae. Gene Ontology annotation, molecular function: RNA 7-methylguanosine cap binding; translation initiation factor activity.